This is a messenger RNA of Caenorhabditis auriculariae, 2319 nucleotides long. Lineage: Eukaryota; Metazoa; Nematoda; Chromadorea; Rhabditida; Rhabditidae. The record is from the annotation of a GenBank genome assembly.
AUGUUUGGACGCACGGCACAACGCGCUUUCAAAUUGGCAAGGAAUUUUUCUCAGGUGAGUGAGUUUUUUUCAUCUUAUUUUUUUCCUCAUUUUUAAUGAUGAUUUUGAAAUUAUCGCUUUUUUUGAACAAAUCUUCCUUCACAAAAAAACUUUUUAUCAACAUUAUCAAAUCAUUCGGAACUAAGAAUUCAGAGUUUCAAUAACAAAUAAUCUUUAUUCAAUUGAGUAGCUCAAGCUCUUUUGUUCCAGAAAAAGUCCGUUAGACGGGUAGCAGCCGGUGGAGCCGGAACUUCCUUCUGCUUUUCGUUGUUCUCCUCGGGUCAGAAGCAACCGACGGAGACGCAAUCAAAAGAAACCGCUCAGAAGAUCAAAAACUACGACAUUGUCUUGAGAGACACGGAUGAGCUAUACGAUAAUUAUCUGAUUGACAACGCCUACAACAUCCUCAAAAAGUUGGUUUUUUUAGAUGUUUAGAAUAUUAUAACGAGAUUCGCAUCUGAAAAUAAUUAAUUAAACUUAUUUGAAAGCUCGAGUUUGAAAUGAUGCAAACGUUUUGCAUUACCUGAAAAAAACUUUGAUAAGAUUCUGAAUUCUCUUUAGCCAUCCAGAUAGCACUGGGAGACACUUUGAUCGGGCAUAAAAAAAUAGAAAAUAUUUUUCAAAAUCAGAACAUUUCGGAGUUUUUUUCCAUUUCACCGUGUGAUAAAAUUGGUUCCUGUGCUUUUUGAGGAACUCAGAAAGUUUUUUUGUGGAUAAACUAAGUAUUCCAUAGUUUUUUUAAAUAUUCUAUGGCUAACAAGAAAAAAGUUUUGAACUCUUUUCUAUUAAAGAUUCGGAUCCAGUGAUAACUCUGAACUAUUGUGGCGUCUCGCCAGAGUUCUAUGUGAGAAGUCGAAGCUCUCAAAAGACGUCGCCGAGAAAAAGCAGUACAUGUUGGAGGCGUUCGCCGUCGUCCAGAAAGCCCUAGUUCAUGAACCAGAGAGUGGCUGUUUUGGGGCUCACAAAUGGUCCGUUUUCUUUUUUUUUUGCACAAUCACUCUUUUAAACAGUUUUCCUCAAUUUUUCGACUUUAGUUCCUGUGUUAAAAUAUUGAGAGAAAUGCUCAAAUAUAAGCAGAAAAGACGGUGAGGUGCUCUCAUAUCGUUUGAAUUUUGAGCCUUAACUUGAAGACGUUCUCAAUUUCCUGUUUCAUGUCCAAUUUCAACUGAAAAUCUGUAAAUUUUUUUUUUUUGAUUUUUGAGAACAUUUAAUUUCCGUUGCUCUUUUAAACCUGUAUCUUAAGAACUCCAGAGUGGUCCCUCGUAGGGUCCCCUCUAGGGACUACUUCACCAACCCCUAUAGGGACCACUAAAGCUUGCAAAAGUUGUCUAGGGGCAUGCUAGUCGAUAAUCGUUAUUAACUUUGAGCGAAGAAGCAUUUUAAAGGGAAAAACUGAAAAGCGUGUUUUCAAAUAGAAAGAUCACUAUAGGGUCCACUUGAGCUUUAGAUAUAUGAGGUCAGAACCUAAACCCCUAUAGGGACUACCUUUGUUUUACCCCUAUAUGGACCACUCUGAAACUCUUAAGACUUCCACGGCUUCAAAAAAAUCUGCUGUUUCUUUUGAGUUAUCAACGUACCCAUAAAACACAGAUAAAUAAAUAUAAGUGAUGACGAGAGCGCGAAUGAAGCACUAUAUUCACUAAAAGCUUGCUUUUUUUUUUGUUCUAACGACUAACUUCCUUCAAGGUACGCAAUCAUCCUCGAUUAUGUGGGCGAACUGCAAGGAUCAAAGUCUCGAAUCGAAAAAUCCCACGAGGUGAAGGAGCACCUGGAGAAGGCGCUCAAGAUCUACUACGACGACCCGACCACCUGGCACAUCCUCGGUUCUUCCUAUCAAACCGAAAGAGCCGGAACCGUCGAUUUUCAGGACUUUGGCACUUCGCCUUCGCCGACAUGGGCUACGCGACGCGCCUUGUCGCAAAAACGAUUUUCGCCACUCCACCGUCUUCCACCUACGAUCAAGCGCUCCAUUACUUCAUGAGGGCUGAAGAAAUAUCUGUUAUCCUAGAAUUGAUGACCGUCGAGUUCAUCUUUUCCUUUGCAGCCUGGAUUCUACAGCACGAACACUUUCUACAUUGCUGAGGUCUAUGACCGGUUAGGAAAGAAAGAGGAUGCUGUGGAGUAUUACAAGAAGGCUUUCAAAAUGUCCGUCUUGACCGCCGAUGAUGCCGCUAUCCAUAAAAAAGUUUUACGGAACUCACUUCAAUACUUAAGUAUCUUAUUCAGGCUCACGAUAAUCUUCGGCGGAACGGAGUCAAAGACAGCGAGCUGGUCGCAUAA